UGUAACGGGUGUUCACUAAUAGGUGGCAAUUGUUGGACAAAUGGGUGGCAUUGGAUGAGUUCAAUGCUCUGCCGAAAGUGUCGCCCACUUUCUUCGACUUCAAUCUGAAGAUACGGUCGAAACCGCAGAAUCCUAUAGUGUUUAGGAUAUCGACUGAAGUGAAAAUCGGUUCCCACGAAGCCAUGCGUUAUAAAUACAAACUCUAUCCGUCCGAUGAGAUGGAGAACUCAUCACUCAAUCACUAUGUCUUCUGUCAGCUCAAAGAGGACCGACUUGUGGGCAGUUUCGCCGUUCAGCCGCCCAUCGAAGGCAGAUUCUUCCUCAAGAUAUUUGCCAAACCGGAGCGGGACAUGAAUGAGGGCCAGGACUCGACGAGUCUGCAAAACGUGUGCACACUGUUGAUGGAGUGCACCCGCGCUCGCAAAUACAUAGAGCCGCUGCCCAUCAACGAACUGCCCUGGGGGCCCACACAAACAUUUUACGACUACAAACUACGGCUCCACAACCAGACGGGGCCAGUGAUCGUGACGUGGGGCGGCCGACGCCGACUGGUCAUGGAGUCCAACGAGACUAUGCUUAUCAGUUACACCAUCUAUGACGCCGACGGCAUGGAAAUGGACACCAGGAGUAUCGUGAGUCGCGACGACUCGGGCAAUAAGAUCACGUUCACCAUCAGUCCGCCCCGUGUGGGCACAUUCAAGCUCAUGAUAUUCGGUAUGCCUAAGCCCAAGCAGAAGGGCAAAUGGCGGCUACCCCUCCUCGCCUCCUUCAUGGUC
Messenger RNA from Medioppia subpectinata, 776 nucleotides. NCBI's taxonomy places the organism in Eukaryota, Metazoa, Arthropoda, Arachnida, Sarcoptiformes, Oppiidae. The record is from the annotation of a GenBank genome assembly.